This is a messenger RNA of Cryptococcus wingfieldii CBS 7118, 1581 nucleotides long. Its product is annotated as GabA permease. NCBI's taxonomy places the organism in Eukaryota, Fungi, Basidiomycota, Tremellomycetes, Tremellales, Cryptococcaceae. Gene Ontology annotation, biological process: transmembrane transport; amino acid transport. The record is from RefSeq and is a predicted model, not a curated record. Gene Ontology annotation, molecular function: transmembrane transporter activity. Bases 1 to 1581 code for a protein of 526 amino acids. The transcript has 11 exons. Gene Ontology annotation, cellular component: membrane.
AUGGGCUCAAGCGAGAAGUCUGUCAGCGCCAAGCCGCCAUCCAUCCAGCCCGUCAAAGUCGAGAGCGGAAUGGACAGCGGCCGCGAUGGCGCAGCUGCCAAGCUGGAAGAGAUGGGGUACAAGCAGGAGCUGCAACGUAACCUCGGAAUGGUUUCCAUCUUGGGUCUCAGUUUUGCGAUCAUGGCCGUGCCGUUCGGAACAUCGACUACACUCUCGGUUGCCUUGACGAAUGGCGGGCCUGCUACUAUAUUAUGGGGCUGGGUCUUUGUAUCAUUAAUCUCGAUGUGUAUGGCAGGAAGUCUUGCAGAGAUCUGUUCCGUGUAUCCCACAUCAGGCGGUGUAUAUUACUGGGCCGCGAUGCUGUCAAAACCUAAAUACAGUGCUUUCUCAAGUUAUCUUACCGGUUGGUUGGGCACUGUCGGAAAUUGGACUGUCACCGCCUCCAUCACCUUUGGCGGCUCCCAACUGAUAUUGGCUGCUGCUACCCUGUAUCACGAAGAUUAUGUGCCUACCGCAUGGCAAACAUGUCUGGUGUACUGGGGUGCUCUUCUCUUCUCCCUGUUGAUCAACAUAUUCUUCUACAAGCACCUCGAUAAAUUGAACACUGUUUGUUUGUGGUGGACAGGAGCUUCAAUCAUUGUCACCCUCCUCGCCAUGGCCGACACCCGCCACUCUGGCAAGUACGCCUUUACCGAAUACGACCCCUCACCCUCUGGCUGGCCCGCGGGAUGGUCAUGGUUCGUCGGGCUUCUUCAGUGCGCCUAUACCUUGACGGGGUACGGCAUGGUUGCUUCUCUUUGCGAGGAAGUGGUCGAGCCUGGACGUGAGGUGCCCAAGGCCAUGGUAUUGUCUGUCGCUGCCGCCGCUGUCACUGGUCUUGUCUACCUUCUUCCCAUCAACUUCGUGCUUCCCGCCAUCGAGCCCCUGCUCAACGUCGCUAGCGGUCAGCCCAUGCCUUUGCUGUAUAAAGAAGUCACUGGCAGCGCCGGUGCCGCCCUCGGUCUUCUCUUCCUCAUUCUCGGUAUCUGGGUUUUCGCCGCCAUCGGAUCCCUCACUGCUGCUUCCCGAUGCACAUGGGCCUUCUCCCGAGACGGCGGUAUCCCCGCCAGCGGCUGGUGGAAAAAGGUCAACGAGCGAUUCGGUCUCCCGAUCAACUCUUUGAUCCUUUCCACCGUCGUCUGUGCCCUUUUGGGGUUGAUCUACCUCGGAAGCAGCGCCGCUUUCAAUGCGUUUACCGGUGUGGCCACCAUCUGUUUGGGAUUGUCUUAUGCCUUCCCUGUGCUUUGCUCGCUCUUGCGGGGAAGAAAGUCGGUGCGAAACGCCCCCUUUUCUCUUGGAAAGUUUGGCUUUGCCAUCAACAUCAUCACUGUCGUUUGGAUCGCCUUCUCCAUCAUUCUCUUCUGCAUGCCCACCGCCAUUCCCGUCACACCGACAUCAAUGAACUAUGCGAGUGUAGUGUUCGUCGGCUUUGCCGCUAUCGCUGGUUUGUGGUACGCCAUCAACGCCCGGAAACAUUACCGCGGUCCCACCCUGUCGACUGUUCAACAUCACGGCGAGACCGAGAUUGUCGAAGAGUAUUAG